GUGAGCGUGAAAUUACCUGAGAAUGGAUAGGGAAUCAAGUGACGAGGAUUCCAGUGGAAACAGUGAAGACGAAGUCAAAACAUCGGUGGAUGAAGUGACUGACGAAGUGAAGGGCUGUGUCAAUGUCGACUGGCCAGAGUCCGAUUCUAAUGAAGAUGUCAAAGAUGAUGAAUUUCUGUUGGUGCUUGACAAGACGGCCAUGCCCAGCUUCGUUACUUCUUAUCCGACUGAUGAUAAGAAAUCAUGGGACAAGUUUGCUGAGACAGCUGCUGCUUAUGUGUACAAGUCUGUUGGUGAGAGUGUAUCACAACCAUUACGCGUAUGGCUAAGCAAUUCGGCGAGUGCUGCGAUCCUCCACGGACUCCUUGGAGAGUUGACCACGUCGACAGAAGCAGGUCGAGGGCGUGAAGACACACGCUCUCGUGAAGAAGCAACAACUGAAAAUAUGUCAAUUGCGGACGCAUGUCUACAUAAUCGUCAGGAUGGUCAUUGGUGUUAUGGCAGAUGGACGGUGGACAAUGUGGCAACUAGUUUGGAGAUGAAGGAUGUGUUGAACUGUGAGAUGGCGAAUGCAUGUGUCUCAGUGAUGAUCGCCGCCGUGAUCAAUUAUUUUCAGGAGAAUCGCUACAUACCGACCGGAUUGAUGAAGGACAACUAUGCGUCGAGAAUACUUGAAAGUGGUGUGAUGGAAAAGUAUGGUGUGAAAGAUGAAUCCGAUAAGAUGAAGGCGAUGUUGAUCACUGGUCGUUGGGUCUCGAAAUUGAUCGUUUUCCGUAAGGCUACGAAACACCGACAACUUGUGCAUCCGAUCAGACCUGUCAAGCGGAUUGGUUACAAGCAGUCUCUGAGAAAACUCGAUAUCAGCAAACAUUUGUUUGAUGUACCUGCUGGCUUCACAGAUACACGGAUUGCCUACAUGAUUGCUGAUAGGAUGGUCCGAUCUGUGUGCAUCCCCUUCUUCAAGAAAUUCCAUGAACUGAUUGAAUUACGAAAGCAGUACUGUCGAAUAAUUAGUGAUCCAUUCCACUACCACAUACAUGGUGAUUAUUUGACCGGUUCACCAAGGACGACAAUUAUUGACACAUCGAAAAACCUGUUCGGUCGACUCAUCACGUAUCUGAGAGUCUUCGAACCGGAAAGCGAACUACUGCUUUAUUCGCGUGGGUGUGAGAAGCACUACUUGGAUUACAGUGAUCGUUGGGAGGAUAUUCUGCGUGACAUUCACGAUGAGAUAUAUAUGCCGAGUGGAAAGAAUUUGACAGAGGUUCUGAGAGAAGCCGGAAACAUUCCGGACCAAUUCCCACUGAACGGUGAGGAGAUGAAAGCCUGUUGGAAGGAAUAUGGUGUUGGCGAGAAGAUUCAACAAUCGAUCCUCAAAUAUUACUUGACGAGCUCACAGAGCUAACUUUUCAUCAACUAAAGUGUCGACAUCUCUGAUGUCUAUUUCAAGUGUUUGUCGAUCACUACUGUUA
Trichobilharzia szidati is the source of this 1472-nucleotide messenger RNA. The record is from the annotation of a GenBank genome assembly. NCBI's taxonomy places the organism in Eukaryota, Metazoa, Platyhelminthes, Trematoda, Strigeidida, Schistosomatidae.